Messenger RNA from Ornithorhynchus anatinus (platypus), 2186 nucleotides. It is a transcript of the gene CORO1A, whose product is annotated as coronin 1A. Gene Ontology annotation, molecular function: actin filament binding. The transcript is spliced from 12 exons. The record is from RefSeq and is a predicted model, not a curated record. Bases 586 to 1971 code for a protein of 461 amino acids. NCBI's taxonomy places the organism in Eukaryota, Metazoa, Chordata, Mammalia, Monotremata, Ornithorhynchidae. Gene Ontology annotation, biological process: cell migration; actin filament organization.
CGCAUAUCGUCAGAGAGAGCGGGGAGCAGCUCAUUCGUUCGUUCGAGCGUACCGAUCAAGCGCUCACCGUGCGCAGAACACCGUACCGAGCGCUCGGGAGAGUACAGUCCAGUGAAGGGUGACGAUCCCUGCCAGGACACGUCCGUAAGCGCCGUGCGGGGGGGGGGAACGUCAAUAUGCUCGCAGGGUGGGAAUGGUUCGGUGCACAGGCGACGCCGAGAGCGGGAGAAGAGAUACGAUCGAUGGACUGACGGAUGGACCGAUCGGUCGACUGCGGUCCUUACGCCGAUCGAUGCAGAUGGAAAUCCCGUUUGGACCGUGAGCCUCCCGAGGGCCCGGAAACCGAGUGUAAUCUGAUGAAUGCCCCCGGAGUUUAGAACGGCGUUUGACACGUACUGAGCGCUCGGACGGUGCCAUAAUUCCUAUUACUGCGAUGGGAAAGGCAACCAAGCGGGACGGAGGAGCAUCCUUCGCCAGGCGGUUUCUCCGUGGCUUCGGCUCCGUCGUCCUCCUCCUCCUCUUCCUCCUCGUCCUCGUCCUCCUCCCGAGCCGCGGGGUCCUCCCUGGCUCUCUCUCUGCAGCAGGAUGAGCAGGCAGGUGGUGCGCAGCAGCAAGUUCCGCCACGUGUUCGGCCAGCAGGCCAAGGCCGACCAGUGCUACGAGGACGUGCGGGUGUCCCAGACCACCUGGGACAGCGGCUUCUGCGCCGUCAAUCCCAAGUUCGUGGCGCUGAUCUGCGAGGCCAGCGGCGGGGGCGCCUUCCUGGUGCUGCCCUUGGCCAAGACCGGUCGGGUGGACAAGAACGUCCCCACGGUGUGUGGCCACACGGCUCCCGUGCUGGACAUCGCCUGGUGCCCCCACAAUGACCACGUCAUCGCCAGCGGCUCCGAGGACUGUACCGUCAUGGUGUGGGAGAUCCCCGACGGGGGCCUGACCCUGCCGCUCCGGGAGCCCGUGGUCACUCUGGAGGGACACACCAAGCGGGUGGGCGUCGUGGUCUGGCACCCGACUGCCCAGAACGUGCUGCUCAGCGCAGGCUGCGACAACGUGGUGCUCGUGUGGGACGUGGGGACGGGGGCGGCGGUGCUGACCCUGGGGCCGGACAUGCACCCCGACACCAUCUACAGCGCCGACUGGAGCCGGGACGGCGCCCUGCUCUGCACCUCCUGCCGGGACAAGAAGGUCCGGGUGAUCGACCCGCGCAAGGGCACCGUCGUCAUCGAGAAGGAACGCCCUCACGAGGGGACGCGGCCGGUCCGAGCGGUGUUCGUGACGGAGGGCAAGAUCCUGACCACGGGAUUCAGCCGCAUGAGUGAGAGGCAGGUGGCUCUCUGGGACACGAAGAAGCUGGACGAGCCGCUGUCGCUGCAGGAGCUGGACACGAGCAGCGGGGUCCUGCUGCCCUUCUUCGACCCCGACACCAACGUCGUCUACCUCUGUGGCAAGGGGGACAGCUCGAUCCGGUACUUCGAGAUCACGGACGAGGCCCCGUUCCUACACUUCCUGUCCAUGUUCAGCUCCAAGGAGUCCCAGCGGGGGAUGGGCUACAUGCCCAAGCGCGGGCUGGAAGUCAACAAGUGCGAAAUCGCCAGAUUCUACAAACUGCACGAGCGGAAGUGUGAGCCCAUCGCCAUGACGGUGCCCAGGAAGUCGGACCUGUUCCAAGAGGACCUGUACCCUCCCACGGCCGGGCCCGACCCGGCCCUGACGGCCGAAGAGUGGCUGGGGGGCAAGGACGCGGGCCCGCUCCUGGUGUCGCUGAAGGACGGCUACGUGCCCCCCAAGAGCCGGGAGCUGAGGGUCAACCGGGGGCUGGAGACCGGGCGCAAGCGGGGGACCCCGGACGCCGGCGCCGGCACCGGCACGGAAGCGGUGUCCCGGCUGGAGGAAGAGGUGCGCCAGUUGAGGACCACGGUGCAGGAGCACCAGAGACGCCUGGAUGAGCUGGAGCAGAAAAUCGGAGAGAAAUAGAGAGCGAGAAGAGGGCAGAGCGUGGGGGGGGCAGAGUGGAGGGUUUUACUAGACCCUUCCGGAUCCUGCUGAACAAACCGCCCUCAGCCGAGAUCUACCCAGCGGGGAACGACGGUCCCCGAGCCCCUCCAGCCCUCCCAUUUCACAGCCAGGACAGGAAGAGAGUUGUGAAGGGGCUAGGAAGACAAAUUAUAACUGAUUUAUUUUCUGAUAUC